GACUGCACCUUCUUCAAUAAGAAGGACAUCCUCAACCUUCUCUCUGGGCCCCAACAAAGACUGACCGCCUCUGCCAGGCAAGCCCUCUCCACUGUCCACGUCUCAGGUUCACGUGGGACAACUGAGGCCCAGAGCCCAGAGAGGGCAAGGAGCAAGAACCUGCCCAGCAACACACAGCAGGCUCCAUGCACGGUUCUAUGAGCUGGCCCCCAACCUCGUCCCUAUGGACUACAGGAAGAGCCCCAUCGUCCAUGUGCCCAUGAGCCUCAUCAUCCAGAUGCCAGAGCUCCGGGAGAAUCCCUUCAAGGAAAGGAUCGUGGAGGCUUUUUCUGAGGACGGAGAGGGAAACCUCACCUUCAAUGACUUUGUGGACAUGUUUUCCGUGCUCUGUGAGUCGGCUCCCCGCGAACUGAAGGCAAACUACGCCUUCAAGAUCUACGACUUCAACACCGACAACUUUAUCUGCAAGGAGGAUCUGGAGCUGACGCUGGCCCGGCUCACCAAGUCGGAGCUAGACGAGGACGAGGUGGUGCUCGUGUGUGAUAAGGUCAUCGAGGAGGCCGAUCUGGACGGCGAUGGCAAGCUGGGCUUUGCCGACUUUGAGGACAUGAUCGCCAAGGCCCCUGACUUCCUCAGUACUUUCCACAUCCGGAUCUGAGGACAGUGCAGGUCGCAGGGGCCUUAGCCGACCAGUCCAGCUCUGCUCUCUACACAAGUGUGACCUCCAAGCUCCGCGGGAAAGGAGCUGUGGCCUCUGGGGUUUACACCCACGAACAUUUCCUUGGCCCUUUCAGCAAAAAAAUCCUUAACCAGGGAAGGGGGGAUAUGAGGAGCAGGGCCCUUCCCAGGCCCCCUGUGGUCUGCCCAGGACCCAUGGUCCUGCCACAGGCCCUCCCCCACCUCCCCCACACCCCAGUCCUCUGCCCAUCAGAAAAGGCCCCACUGAGAGGGGAAGGCAGAACACCUAACAGGUCAGGGGGUACUGACUUGUCCAAGUGCUGGGCAGACACCCCAAUCACCCAGGGCAAAGUGAAUAAAAAAGAGGACAAGGUUUUAACAAGCUAUGCAAUCUCUCUCCAAAACCCACAGCUGGGCUGCACACCCCCCC
Diceros bicornis minor is the source of this 1108-nucleotide messenger RNA. RefSeq names its product calcium and integrin binding family member 2 (gene CIB2). The record is from RefSeq and is a predicted model, not a curated record. The transcript is spliced from 6 exons. Lineage: Eukaryota; Metazoa; Chordata; Mammalia; Perissodactyla; Rhinocerotidae. Gene Ontology annotation, molecular function: calcium ion binding. The coding region runs from base 224 to 658 and encodes 144 amino acids.